This is a messenger RNA of Aplosporella prunicola CBS 121167, 1577 nucleotides long. RefSeq lists its product as uncharacterized. Lineage: Eukaryota; Fungi; Ascomycota; Dothideomycetes; Botryosphaeriales; Aplosporellaceae. Gene Ontology annotation, biological process: DNA-templated transcription. Bases 40 to 1086 code for a protein of 348 amino acids. The record is from RefSeq and is a predicted model, not a curated record. Gene Ontology annotation, molecular function: protein dimerization activity; DNA-directed RNA polymerase activity. The transcript is spliced from 3 exons. Gene Ontology annotation, cellular component: RNA polymerase II, core complex.
GCACACCCGACUCCUCGCGACCGUCUCGCAGCCGCAACCAUGGACUACGACAUGCUGGGGAUGGACGCCGUCGACGGCGUGCAAGUGAAGAUCCGCGAGGCGGACAACGUGGCGGUGGACUUUGUGCUGAAGAACGUGGACCUGGCGUUUGCGAACUCGCUGCGGCGGGUGAUGCUGGCCGAGAUCCCGACCAUGGCCAUCGACCUGGUCGAGGUGGAGAAGAACACGUCGGUGCUGGCCGACGAGUUCCUGUGCCACCGGCUGGGCCUGAUACCACUGAACUCGAAGAACGUCGACGACGUGCUGUACACGCGCGACUGCGACUGCGAGCAGUACUGCGAGCAGUGCAGCGUCGUGCUCAGCCUCAACGCGCGCUGCACCGGCGACGAGGUCAUGACCGUCUAUGCGCGCGACCUCGUCGUCUCCGAGUCCCGCGCUAACGAGUGGGUGGGCUCGCCCGUCAUCACUGACCCGGACGGCCAUGGCGCCAUCAUCUGCAAGCUGCGCAAGGGCCAGGAACUCAAGAUGAAGUGCAUUGCGAAGAAGGGUAUCGCCAAGGAGCACUCCAAGUGGGCGCCCACGGCCGCCAUCGGCUUCGAGUACGAUCCGUACAACAAGCUCCGCCACCUGGACUACUGGUUCGAAGAGGACCCCGUUGCCGAGUGGCCCAUCUCCGACAACGCGCAAUUCGAAGGCGACCCCCCCCAAAAAGGCGACAGUUUCGACUACGACGCGGCGCCGAGCCAAUUCUACUUCAACCUCGAAACAGUCGGCGGCCUCGAGCCCGACGUCAUCAUGCAGCAGGGCAUCCGGGUGCUGCAGCAGAAGCUGGCGGCCGUGAUCCAAGAGCUCACGGGGUCGGGCAGCGGCGGCGGCGGCAUGCCGGGCGAGAUGGACGGGGCGGGCUUUGGCGGCGCGCGCAGCCCGGACAUGGGCGGUGCGGGCACUGCGUACGGCGGCGCCGGCCUCGACCAGGGCUUCACCACGCCGUAUGGCGCGCCGGGCGCUGGCGGCGGGAGUGUCUGGGGCGGCGCGGCUACGCCGUUUGGUGCCCAGCCGUAUGGCGGUGGUGGGGCGGGGUGGUAGGAUCGAAUCGUCUGAGGAGAAAGAGAGCGUCGUGGCUUGGCUUGGCUGCAUGUCCGACGGCAACUUCAUUACUCGGAUGAACCUAUGGAGAAAUGGAUGCAUGGACGAGCCGCUGAUGGAGAGCGCGGUAGCGGAAGCGAGAGACUGGCAAGCAAGCAACCAAGGCAAGCGGCAGUGCAAGCGCAGGCGCAGGCGCGCUUGAGACCAAGACCAAGAUCAAGAUUGGGCGCAGUUGCAGUGGUUGCGUGGGUGGCUGGGUGUAGGAGUAGGAGUACAGACCGAAGCGAAGGGAAGCAAAAGCAAAAACGGAAAGGAAAGGAGAGAAAGCAUAAAGAAAGGAAGGAAGGAAAGAAGGAAGGAAGGAAGGAAUGACCCCGUUCCCUUUGAGUUGAAGUACGGAUCCGUAUACACACAUACAAAUUAAGAUAAGAUAGAUAAUGGAUGAAUGGAUGAAUGAAAGAAUGAGAGAACGAAUGAAAGAAAGGAAGGAA